CAGAGGUCUAGGCGGGAGAAUCAAAGAUGGCGUCCAAACGGAGUUUGUACAAACCCGCUCCGGAGGAGAGAGGUCCUGGGACUAAACACAGGAGACCCCUGGCACAAGGUCGUCUGGCUACAGCUGAACCGGUCACAGCUGCCCCGAAUGUACCACAGGAGCAACUAGCACAAGCUCAGACUGCAGGCUUAAGAGAUACUCUGGACGUCACAAGAGGAGCGGUAAUGUCAUACAGACAGUCAGGAGCAGUCCCAGAUGAAACCAUUGGGGAAGACAUCUCCAGUACACCCAGGAAGAAUCCCCCCAGAGGCAGCAUGUCCCCCGCCCGCCCCAAGCCCACCCUGACAGAUGAGCUGGCUGUGUCAGACCUGGAGUCCUCCAGUGGGGGAAAUGCCUCAACACAGAGUAAAGACUCGGCCCCGGUGUUGUACGUGGAUGCCAGUCGAGGUCCCAAGAGUCCAGAGAACACAGAGGUGGACAUUGUGACGUCUGUUGUCCAGUCUCCCAUCAAGGUGGUGUGUCACACCCCUGCAGCUGUCCAGUCUGACCUCAGAAAUACUGGUGACCCCCGGCAGACUGCAAAGGUUACCGUAGAUGCAGUACCAUCAGUGCUGCUAGAGGGGGACACUGAUCACACCAUGGGUGUAACAGAACUUCAGCAGUCUGUCCCCAGAUACAAGAUCCCUCUGGUCAUCAGAGAAAAGGACAUUGCAGGAAGUGCUGUUGAUCCAUUCUCUUCAUCCCGUCCCGUGGAGGUUUCAGCAGCAGACACAGACGAGGUUCCAGUCAGGGACACAGACACUCUGUCCACCAGACCAAAAAUCAGACAACAGGCACAACAUGAUUCUGUGAAAGAUGAAGGAGGAUUAUCUGCUGUUAGUGUCACAAAUUCACAAAGGGAACAGCCAGUGAAGAAGAAAAAGAAACCAAAAGGUAUCAUUGUUGAGUCCAGGUACAUGCAGAAAGCCAAAGCUGCUGUACUUCCUGACAAACCCAAGAUUGGAAAGAGUACCCAGUCCUCCACUGUUCAAACCCCUAAACCAGCCCCCACCAGACCAACAAGUGCUCCAGCUAAGAGGAAGGUAGCCCAGAGUUCAUCCUUUAACAGAGAGAAAUCCGUGAAGAAGGCAUCAGAACACGGCUCAACACCUAUAAUUGCUGGAAGCAAGAGGUCGACGACCUCCACACCUGUUGUUACUGGCAGUAAGAGGGCAGCAUCAACCCCCAUGGGUGGGGCACAUCCCCACACCCCCUCCAUGACCCUGGGGGACAUCUCAGCCAUCCCCACCGCAGACAGCAUACUAGUCGCACCCUCUACAUCUACUUCUGCAUCAAAAGGGAAGCCUAAGAAGAAGCAAUACUGCUAUGCCCUGUGGGAGAAGAAUGAAGAUCUGAGGAAGAAGAUCACAGAAGGAAAGCAGCGUAUCCACUGUCUGAAGUACCAGAACCUUUUGGACAGACUCCUAAAGCUGCAGGAGGCGGCAUUGCAGCCACUUGUAGACAGUGCUCCCAAGAUGCAACAGGACUACAGUGAGUUUGCCCACGCCUUGGAUACCACUCGGCACCACCUGGCAACCAUUUCUGUAUCCGAUGAUGUGGAUAAUGAGGAUUAUAUCAAAAAGCUGUACGAGUCUGUGAAUGAGAUUGAGCAGCUGUUAGGACAGCUGAGUAUCAUGACCAGCAGACAGCUGCCCAAGGUCACCAAGUUCUCCAAGGAGCUGGAAGAACUGCAGAAGACAACAGCAGCCGAAGGGGUUCUUCUCAAAAGGAUGGAGGAGCUGGUCGCUGCAGCAGAGAGCAUCAUGACCCAGGAGGUGUCACUCAUCUCACAGGAGAUCCAGCUCAACAGGGCAGGGGAUACUACACAUGACUUCACUUCACAGGGGCUACUAUGA
Molecule: messenger RNA, 1895 nt
Organism: Branchiostoma belcheri (Belcher's lancelet)
Lineage: Eukaryota; Metazoa; Chordata; Leptocardii; Amphioxiformes; Branchiostomatidae
Product: HAUS augmin-like complex subunit 8
Exons: 17
Coding region: 27-1895 (622 amino acids)
Biological process (GO): spindle assembly; centrosome cycle
Cellular component (GO): nuclear microtubule; cytoplasm; centrosome
Molecular function (GO): microtubule binding
Source: RefSeq, a predicted model, not a curated record